GCGCAAAAGGAAAAGGAAGAAGAACCAACGAAAACCCUUUUUGAUUUCUGGUUUUACAGCUAAAAGAAGCUAGAAAGUCACUGUUUUUCCUUUUAUUUUCUGCUUAAUGUUCCUAACUUUUUUGUCCAAAAGUGGCGAAAAUGAGCAUAAGUGCAGUGAGGAUGAUUCAGGGUCAGAGAUUCACAUACCAGCAGAUAUAGAUUGGCAUAUGCUUGAUAAAUCCAAGUUCUUUUUCCUUGGUGGUGCUUUGUUUUCAGGUGUAUCAGCUGCUCUUUACCCUAUAGUGGUGUUGAAAACUAGGCAACAAGUUGCAUCUACACAAGUUUCUUGCUUUAAAAUGUGUUUUACCAUCAUGAAAUAUGAAGGAUUUAGAGGGUUCUAUAGGGGUUUUGGUACCUCUUUGAUGGGGACAAUCCCAGCUAGAUCCCUUUACAUGGGAGCCCUUGAGGUUACCAAGAGCAGUGUUGGCACUGCAACUGUUAGUUUAGGGUAUUCAGAUACUUCAGCAACUGCUAUAUCUAAUGCAGCUGCUGGUUUGAGUUCAGCCAUGGCUGCUCAACUGGUCUGGACCCCAAUUGAUGUUGUGAGCCAAAGGCUUAUGGUUCAAGGAUACAAUGAUGUCAACAGUAGCAAAAAUGUGAACAAUGUGAAUUUUUGUAGAUACAGGAAUGGUUUUGAUGCGUUUAGGAAAAUUCUAUAUGCAGAUGGUCCUAAAGGACUAUACAGGGGAUUUGGGAUCUCGAUCUUGACGUACGCCCCGUCGAACGCCGUUUGGUGGGCAUCUUACUCCGUUGCACACAAGUUCAUUUGGAGUGGUAUCGGUUGCUCCUUGUGUAAAAAAGAUGAGAGUGGUUUUAGGCCUGAAUCGAAGGCCUUUGUGGCUGUCCAAGGGGUAAGUGCAGCCAUGGCCAGUGGCGUUUCGGCUUUGAUCACCAUGCCACUCGACACCAUCAAGACCAGAUUACAGGUACUGGACAGGGAAGAGAAUGGGAUAAGAAAACCAUCGAGUGUGCCGCAAACGGUGCGGAAUUUAGUACAAGGAGGAGGAUUGGCAGCUUGUUACAGAGGAUUGGGACCACGAUGGGCAUCGAUGGCUAUGUCAGCUACAACCAUGAUCAUGACCUAUGAGUUCUUGAAGCGGCUAUCGACCAAGACCCGAGAGCCAUUGACAACAUGAAAAGAGAGCCUGAUGGGUUUAACCAGUUUGCUUAGUAAGGAGUUACUAACUGUAAAUUCUUUUCUUCCUUUGGUUUGUUAAUGUAAAAAGUAUAUCUGGCAGUUUGUUUAUCCUUCCC
Hibiscus syriacus is the source of this 1295-nucleotide messenger RNA. RefSeq names its product solute carrier family 25 member 44-like. The record is from RefSeq and is a predicted model, not a curated record. Bases 107 to 1177 code for a protein of 356 amino acids. The transcript is spliced from 2 exons. Gene Ontology annotation, biological process: transmembrane transport. Lineage: Eukaryota; Viridiplantae; Streptophyta; Magnoliopsida; Malvales; Malvaceae.